AUGAUCCCUGACGUAAAGGAUGGCUCGGAUCUUAUGGUAAAUCGGCAGUUUUCUCACCCUGCGCUUGGUCGCGCUGGUUGGUACGCGUUGGCAGCAGAUCCGGACCAACUUUACAAUUUGUUCAGCAAGGAUUACGAGCAAUGGAAUGCGCCAGCAAGUUUGAUCAUGGACCAGCUCUCGUUAAGAAAAUGGGGACUCUUGCUCUGGCCUUUCCGUCGUAUGCCGAAGCUGGCAGAGUGGGCGUCUGCCACCGGACGCACCAUAAUCAUCGGCGACGCCGCUCAUUCCAUGCCACCUUCCUCAGGCCAGGGUGUCAAUCAGGCGUUUGAGGAUGCUUAUACCCUCACCUUGCUCUUAGACUCGCUCCCACCCCGGGCAAACCUCAAGGAGGCAUUAUCCUUUUGGCGGAACCUGCGGCAGGCGCGCAUCGAUGCUAUCCUAAGGAUGGCCGCCGAAACAGACGCCAGCAGACUUCCCGAGGCUGAGAGACACGACCAUGGCCGAGGCCAGCGAUGCCAUGAUCAACGCGAGUCGCACGCCUCGGAGGAUCUGCAAUGGCUAUAUUCACCUACUAUGGACGACGAUAUUGCCGAAUGGAUCAGGACUCAGACCUAG
This is a messenger RNA of Aspergillus udagawae, 615 nucleotides long. RefSeq names its product FAD-dependent oxidoreductase. Gene Ontology annotation, molecular function: FAD binding; monooxygenase activity. NCBI's taxonomy places the organism in Eukaryota, Fungi, Ascomycota, Eurotiomycetes, Eurotiales, Aspergillaceae. The transcript has a single exon. Bases 1 to 615 code for a protein of 204 amino acids. The record is from RefSeq and is a predicted model, not a curated record.